AUGGCAUUCUAUCUUGAGGAACCCUCUUAUACUUUUUACCCUACUCCCGAUAACAACUUAAUGGGAUACACCUUCGAUGCUCCUUUCAUUCCAUUUCCCACAGAAGACAGCUUCGACAGCUUUCUAUACCCCUUUUCCUCACAAUCUCUUCAACUACCAGUUUCUUCGAUGGUUACCAGGCCAACCUUCACCAUUGACGAUGAUUCCAACUUUGGUAUCAAUUACACAUCACAACCUACUUCCUCGGCCAUGUCGCCCAUCCCUAGCGAGAAGUCCGACAUUGAAUCUCCAAGCAGUGAAGCUACUUCACCCCGUACAUCUCUUAACGAGCUUGAUAUGGACAAUGGAGGGCCUACGGAUCUCCACAAGAUGGGAUAUGUCGAUGUCGCCGGGAAUUGGCGCUGUCGGUACACAGGCUGCAGCUCUUCGCGUGUUUUCCUGAGGGCAUGCGACCUGAGGAAGCACUUCCGCGGCCAUGCAAAGUACUUUUUCUGCACUGAGAAGCGCUGCCAAAGAACGGGUGUUGGAUUUGCGACGCGGAAGGAUUUCCAGCGACAUAUGGGUUCUCACAAGCCAACGGUGCGGUGCCUCCAUCCCGACUGCGAUCGUAUCUUCAGCCGAAAGGAUAAUAUGAGAGAACACUACAAGAAGAUUCACCAGCGGCUAAGGAAUAACCUGUUUCCUAGGCGAUGUCGGCGAACCAAGAAGAACGACUCUCAGCAAGCCGUCUCGCAAGCACCUACCUGCUCAAGCUAG
Molecule: messenger RNA, 756 nt
Organism: Colletotrichum truncatum
Lineage: Eukaryota; Fungi; Ascomycota; Sordariomycetes; Glomerellales; Glomerellaceae
Product: C2H2 transcription factor
Source: RefSeq, a predicted model, not a curated record